This is a messenger RNA of Etheostoma cragini (Arkansas darter), 3014 nucleotides long. RefSeq names its product RNA-binding motif, single-stranded-interacting protein 3-like. NCBI's taxonomy places the organism in Eukaryota, Metazoa, Chordata, Actinopteri, Perciformes, Percidae. Gene Ontology annotation, cellular component: cytosol; ribonucleoprotein complex; nucleus. The record is from RefSeq and is a predicted model, not a curated record. The transcript is spliced from 15 exons. Gene Ontology annotation, molecular function: poly(A) binding; mRNA 3'-UTR binding; poly(U) RNA binding. Bases 931 to 2298 code for a protein of 455 amino acids.
ACAAAAGAGGGAGGGAGUGAGAGAGAGUGAGAAGAAAGGCACUCACAGCUUCAGCUCCAGACCACCCGCUCUCCUCCUCAUCGUCCUCCUCUCCUCUCUUUCUAGCUCCACAUCCAUGUGUGAGUUAAUUGCUGAUUUCACUGUUUAUUGUGGAUAGAAGCAGAGGACAGCGUGUGUUCCCCAGGAUACAGCUGAGCUCCCGGCGGGAUCAGGGUCUCGUCUGGUGGGAGAGAGGGAGCAAGAACGAGACAGGAAAACGGAUACACAAGAAGAGAGAAAGAGAGACACAAGAGUAAGAGACGCUGGAACGCAAAUUGAGGGGCAUGUUCAGGGCAGGAGAGAGAGCCUGAUUUUGAGUGCAAGGAACCGGCAACCGGAUCUCAUCCAUCCCUACCUCCUCAUCCUCUUCUUCUUCUUCCCUCUCUCUUUACCCUCUCUCUGUCCUGCUCUUCAAUUCCCCCUAUUGUUUCUUGUGUUGCCUACCCUCCUAUCUUCCUUUCCUCACCCCCUUCUCCCCCAACCCCUUUUUUGCUGCCACUCCGGAUUCUCUCUGACUCUCUUUCCAGACCUGUCUUUCUUUGUGAGGUUCCCCGUGAGCUCCCAGACAAGUAGACAGACUGAAAUCCCAAGUACUAUCUGUUCCUCCUAUCCCUCCAUUGCUCUGUUCGUUUAUCACACACACACACACAAACACACACACACACACACACAAACACACGCACACGCACACACACACACAAACACACACACACACACACACACACAUUCACAUACACACACAGCUCAGUAGGAGGAGAAGGUUCUCUCUCUGCAUCCUCCACUCUUGGACCCAGUCGUCUGAAGGAUCCAGGCCAGGCCCUCGGAGUGAUCGUGCCCCACCUGCGAGCUUCUAUCUCCAUCCUCCAGGACCUUCAAUUGGAUUCCAGCUACAUGGGAAAACGUUUGGAGCAGCAGCCAAUGUACCCCCACUACACCUACUACUACCCCCACUAUCUCCAGACCAAGCAGUCUUAUGCUCCUCCCCCUCCGCCCAUGGCUCCGCCCAGCCCUGGCACCACAGGAGGAGGAGGAGGUGGUGUUGGAGGAGGAGGUCAUGGAGGAGGGCUAGUGGAGCAGCUUAGUAAGACUAACCUGUACAUCAGAGGCCUACCGCCUGCCACCACCGACCAGGACCUCAUUAAACUCUGCCAGCCAUAUGGGAAGAUUGUGUCAACUAAGGCCAUCCUGGACAAGAACACCAAUCAAUGCAAAGGCUAUGGCUUUGUGGACUUUGACAGCCCUGCUGCAGCCCAGAAGGCUGUGGCCUCACUCAAAGCCAGCGGAGUCCAGGCACAGAUGGCGAAGCAACAAGAGCAGGACCCCACCAACCUUUACAUCUCAAACCUGCCACUGUCCAUGGAUGAGCAGGAGCUGGAGAACAUGCUGAAGCCCUUUGGUCACGUCAUUUCCACGCGGAUACUGAGGGACGCCAAUGGCCUGAGCAGAGGAGUGGGCUUUGCUAGGAUGGAGUCAACAGAGAAGUGCGAUGUGGUGAUUCAGAAUUUCAACGGGAAAUUCUUGAAAAUCCCUCCAGGCAUGACAGCCCCUGCAGAGCCGUUGCUGUGCAAGUUUGCUGACGGAGGCCAGAAGAAGAGGCAGACCCAGGUCAAGUAUCCCCAGAAUGGACGACCGUGGACACGGGACGGAGAGAGUGGUAUGGCGUUGACAUAUGAUCCCACAGCGAUGCAGAAUGGGUUCUACUCUUCUCCGUACAGCAUCUCCACUAAUCGGAUGAUUGCACAGACGUCAAUCACACCCUUCAUUGCUGCCUCUCCCGUUUCCACAUAUCAGGUUCAGAGUACAUCUUGGAUGCCACAUCAACAGUAUGUUAUGCAACCUACAGGUGCUGUGAUCACCCCGGCAACGGCUCUAGAGCCCAGUUUGUCUCUUCACCCCUCCAGUGUAAUGACUCCUCUCACCCAGCAGAUGAACCACCUGUCUCUGGGCACCACAGGCACCAAACCACAAAGCCACACACAUGGAAAUUGCCUUUAUCUGUUUGCUGAAAUGUGCGAUGACCCUGGGACCAAGCCAAACUAUUAUUACAUGCCUGCUGCAGCGGCUGGUCCUAUGCAAGGCACCUACAUUCCCCAGUACACUGCAGUGCCUGCCUCUGCCAUCACAGUGGAAGGCAUGGUGACAGACCCAUCUUCACAGACAGCCGCCCCCUCCUCCCAGGACACCAAUGGGCAGCAGCCUUUAACAGUGGAGACUACAGGAGAUCAUGCCUCAGCAUACUCUUACCAGCAGUCAAAAUAACAAGAUUGGUAGGAAUCAUUGCUGCAUUGCCUUUAGAAGGACUGCACUGAGGCGCUGGAGACACAAAGAGAAUCAAAAUGAAACGGGGACAAAAAAAAAAGAGGUGACGGGCAACACUGAGGGGAGAAUGCUUCCACUGUGCACCAAAUAAAAGACAAAAUGAAGAAAAAAAAAUCAAUUAAAUUUCUUACCUGGUUGAACCAAGAAAAAGACAAGAGAAGGAAAAAGAAAUGAUGGUUUACUGAACUUGAAGACAAUGAAAUCAAACGCAGUCUGCAGCUUUGAGUUUAUCAUUUCUCACUGUGAGACUGGACUCUGCCUCCGAAGGAAGAAAAGAAGACAGACUGAAAUCUAAACUCAACCAACAAGCUGUACAGAAAAAAAUAACAUUUGAAUGUGCAGGUAGAUUUUCAGACAUUUUUUAUUAAAAGAAAAGAAAAAAAGGAAGGAAGCAAAGUCUAGAAAAAAAACAACAGGUUGUCUUCCUUUGAUAUUAAGCUACAUUAUUUUCAUUCUUUUUAUUAUUUGAGUAGUUUUCUAGAAUAUCAAUGUUUUAGUAAAUCUUUAUUGCCUUAAUUUUCUCAAUCGUUGGGAAAAAAUAUUUCCAUAGUGUUGAAUUAUUAAACAAAGAGUGGUUGAAUGAUUUGAGAGCUUCUUGGAGAGUUCCGCGAGCCAGCGAGGUGAAAUCUACAAAGCUAUGUACAGUUGUACAGGAU